ACUGUAUCCUGCGGAAUCUGUUCAUUGUGCUAAAACCAGCUCAACUCUUACAGAUUCCCACUUUCCCACUGUCGUCACCGCUGUAUAACACACACAGAAAGCACUUUUAAGGAGGCAAACACGUUUGCUUUUAGAGCAGAAAACUUCCCUCUCAUUUUUUAUUGAUUGGUUGGACUGUUUAUGUUUGAAUCUGACUGCAGCCUGGUCUUUGUUUUUUUUCCUCUCUCUUUUUCAUCAGAGUACUCAGUUAUCAAAAUCUACUGCAAUACCUACAAUUUGCUCACAGUGUCGCUAUCCACUAGCUUUACGCGAUUGUGUUUCAUUGUGUGGUCCUACGCGCUGACACAUUUCCACAUCACGGUAGAUUGUUCGUCGGUAAAAGCGGCGACAUCACAGCAUUUCUAAGUGGACACUGCCUUGUUGUCUGAAGAGUAUUCCCGUUGACUGGAUACAUUUAUUUUCCGAGUCUUGGUUGUGGCGGAUUCGGCGCUGGUCUUGCAGGAAAAUGGGAAACAAAGCUUUUUCAGCGCUCGGCCUGGUUACCUCGUUUGCGGUGUUUCUUCUGGCGCUGCACACCGCCUGUGGAGAUGUAUCUUACUCGUUUCCAGAGGAGAUGAAACGAGGCUCAGUUGUUGGAAAUAUAGCGAAAGAUAUAGGAAUUGAGGUGGGCAAACUGGCUGCUCGGAAGGCACGUAUUGAUGCAGAUGGAAACAGCAAACGGUAUUGUGACAUCAAUCUGAGUACUGGGGAUAUCGUGGUCGCUGAUAGGAUUGACAGAGAGGGCCUUUGUGGCAAAAAGGCAUCUUGCGUUUUAAAAGAGGAACUUGUUCUGGAGAACCCCUUAGAGCUGCACCGCAUUAAUGUUCACGUUCAAGAUAUCAACGACAAUUCACCACAGUUUAAAAAGAAUACAAUCAAAUUUGAAAUUAGGGAAUCGGCAGCGAAAGGAAGUCGCUACCGUCUGGAUGAGGCCCACGAUGCAGACAUCGGUCAAAACGCCAUCCAAGGCUAUAGUAUCGAGGCAAAUGAAAACUUCAGAUUGAACGUUAUUGCAAAAAGAGGAGGAGGCAAAUACAGCGAGUUAGUUUUAGAGAAGGAGCUGGAUAGAGAACAACAACAGGAGCUAACGAUUGUGCUUGUGGCCACAGACGGAGGCGCACCUCAGAGAUCAGGUACUGCAGUCAUUCAAGUUACUGUGCUGGAUGCUAAUGAUAACGCCCCAGUGUUCAGCCAGGCCGUUUAUAAAGCCAGUCUGCCUGAAAACUCUCCUGUAGAUACUGUAGUGGCUACAGUUAGUGCGACUGAUGCAGACGAGGGAAUUAAUGGAGACGUGAUGUAUGAGUUUGAUCAUAUUUCAGAUGAAAGUAAUAACGUGUUUUCCCUUGACCAGAAAACUGGUGAAGUGAAAGUAGUUGGAUUAAUAGAUUAUGAGGAGUUGUCCAGCUAUGAAAUGCAAAUUACAGCCAAAGAUGGUCUUGGACUAGUGUCGUCCUCUACGUUAAUAAUUGAAAUCACAGAUGUGAAUGAUAACGCCCCUCUCACUUUCAUUAAGUCACUCACAAAUCCCAUACCUGAGAACGUGUCACCUGGUACAGAGGUGGGCAUCAUUAACGUGCAGGACAGAGACUCUGAGACCAACGGACAGGUCCGCUGCUCCAUUCAGCAAGACGUCCCUUUUAAGUUGGUUCCUUCCAUUAAAAACUAUUAUUCUUUGGUGAGCACAGGACAGCUGGACCGUGAAGUGGUGUCUGAUUACAACAUUACAAUCAGUGCCACUGACGAGGGCUCUCCACCUCUGUCCUCGUCUAAAACUGUUCAGUUAUCUGUAGCAGACAUCAACGACAACCCACCUGUGUUUGAGGAGCAGUCGUACAGCGCAUAUGUGAGUGAAAAUAACAAACCUGGCUCCACUUUAUGUUCCGUGAGUGCUCGAGACCCCGACUGGAGACAGAACGGUACAGUGAUUUAUUCUCUGUUGGCCGGUGAGGUGAACGGUGCCCCGUUGUCCUCCUACGUGUCUGUGAACGGAGACACGGGGGUGAUCCACGCUGUGAGGUCGUUUGAUUAUGAGCAGUUGAGGAGUUUUAAAGUCCACGUGAUGUCCCGAGACAACGGUUCUCCUCCUCUGAGCAGCAACGUGACCGUCAGUGUGUUCAUAUCGGAUGUGAAUGACAACUGUCCUCAGAUCCUGUACCCCGCCCCGGAGGGCAACUCGUUCAUGACGGAGCUGGUCCCCAAAGCUGCCCACGGAGGCUCUGUGGUGUCCAAAGUAAUCGCGGUGGACGCGGACUCCGGCCAGAACGCCUGGCUGUCCUAUCAUAUCGUGAAGUCCACUGAUCCGGGACUUUUCACUAUUGGUGUCCACAGCGGAGAGAUCAGGACACAGCGGGACAUUUCUGAAUCUGACAGCAUGAAACAGAACCUUAUUGUGGCAGUGAAAGAUAACGGCCAGCCCUCUCUGUCUGCCACCUGUUCCAUGUAUUUACUGAUUUCUGACAACUUGGCUGAGGUGCCCGAACUGAAGGAUAUUUCUUACGAGGAGAAGAAUUCCAAACUGACGUCUUACCUCAUUAUCGCUCUGGUGUGUGUGUCCACGUUUUUUCUGACAUUCAUCAUCAUCAUCCUGGGUGUGAGGUUUUGUCGCAGGAGAAAGCCCAGACUGUUGUUUGAUGGAGCAGUCGCCAUCCCCGGCGCUUAUCUCCCUCCUAAUUACGCAGAUGUUGACGGCACAGGAACUUUGCGCAGCGCUUACAAUUAUGACGCAUAUCUGACGACAGGAUCAAGAACCAGUGACUUUAAGUUUGUGACGUCUUACAAUGACAACACGCUGCCUGCUGAGCAGACUCUGAGGAAAAGUCCAAGUGACUUUGCAGAAGUGUUUGGAGAUUGUGACGGCUCUCCUGAGGUAGGAAACAUGUCACACAUCGUUAGCUAAUUCAAAGACAGUUCUGGUCUUUUUUACGCAAAGAUCUUAGUGAAACAGACAGUUGAGGUGAAGUUACACAUUUUACUUUAAACGUUACUACAAGCGUCAGUGUGUAGUUCUUAGAGUCACUUGUUUGUAAAAAACACAUUGGGUGAUUAUGCAUGAAAUACUUCAUUUUACGGAUAUCUCAACUUAUUUUGUCAUUUGACUCGAGGAUGUUGAU
Scatophagus argus is the source of this 3149-nucleotide messenger RNA. Its product is annotated as protocadherin beta-15-like. Gene Ontology annotation, molecular function: calcium ion binding. Gene Ontology annotation, cellular component: plasma membrane. Bases 506 to 2935 code for a protein of 809 amino acids. The transcript has a single exon. The record is from RefSeq and is a predicted model, not a curated record. Gene Ontology annotation, biological process: homophilic cell-cell adhesion. Lineage: Eukaryota; Metazoa; Chordata; Actinopteri; Scatophagidae.